CGCCCAUUGAACGCUCACAGCAUCAAUCCCGCUAUAAAACUCGUAUCCUCGCCCCGAGACUGUGUUCUGGCUCCAGAAGGUCUCCACCCGAGAGUAUAUGGCGGUUGAAGAUGCUGUAAGAUGCAGAAUAGUGUGCGCCUUCUAUUCUGGGAUGCAUCAGGGAGGGGACGCGUGAUGUGUUCAGCGUUUGUAUGCACGCACAGAGGUUAUUGGUUCUUCACGCAACUGUCGGGUUCUGGCUCUUCUACAUGGUUACGGAUGCCAUGAAGCCCGCGCGGUGGCUCUUUGCGCGCUUCUGUUAUUUGUCUCUAUGGUGAGUGUAACACCGCCAGCCAUGGCUCCUGGUCUGCUCGACUUCUGCAAUAUUCAAUGCAAGUUUCCCAUCGCUUCUGAUCGGCUCGGACACUGUUAGCUGGUUCGUUUACGCGCGUCACUCGGUUCGGUUCUGUGCGCAAUGCGCGAGUAUAAGGUGGUGGUGCUCGGCAGUGGAGGGGUCGGCAAAUCUGCGCUCACGGUCCAGUUCGUGACCGGGACCUUCAUCGAGAAGUACGACCCGACCAUCGAAGACUUCUACCGUAAGGAGAUCGAGGUGGACUCGUCGCCGUCGGUGCUGGAGAUCCUGGACACGGCCGGUACCGAGCAGUUCGCGUCCAUGCGGGACCUGUACAUCAAGAACGGCCAGGGCUUCAUCCUGGUCUACAGCCUCGUCAACCAGCAGAGCUUCCAGGACAUCAAGCCCAUGAGAGACCAGAUCAUCCGGGUCAAGAGGUAUGAGCGAGUGCCCGUGAUUCUCGUGGGAAACAAGGUGGACCUGGACAACGAGCGCGAGGUUUCGUCGAGCGAGGGUCAGGCUCUGGCGGAGGAAUGGGGCUGUCCGUUCAUGGAGACAUCAGCCAAGAGCAAAACCAUGGUGGACGAACUGUUCUCGGAGAUCGUGAGGCAGAUGGACUACGCCUCGCAGCCGGAUAAAGAAGACCCGUGCUGUUCCUCCUGCAAUAUACAAUAACCCUCGCAAUCAGGAUCCACAUGGAGAUCAUCGAAAACUGGUGCA
This is a messenger RNA of Rhinichthys klamathensis goyatoka, 1051 nucleotides long. It is a transcript of the gene rap2ab, whose product is annotated as RAP2A, member of RAS oncogene family b. Gene Ontology annotation, biological process: Rap protein signal transduction; negative regulation of cell migration. NCBI's taxonomy places the organism in Eukaryota, Metazoa, Chordata, Actinopteri, Cypriniformes, Leuciscidae. Gene Ontology annotation, cellular component: plasma membrane. The transcript is spliced from 2 exons. The record is from RefSeq and is a predicted model, not a curated record. Gene Ontology annotation, molecular function: GTPase activity; GDP binding; GTP binding. The coding region runs from base 455 to 1006 and encodes 183 amino acids.